CUCCCAACGAAAAAAUAUUUUCCCGCAGGAACUGGCGGAAUCACGCUCAUUUUUUUUCACCGGCUAUAGUACUGUUUAUAAUGAUGUUAACAAGGAAAACUAAAUCGAAAGUUACGGCUCACAAGAAGACUAUACCAACAGGUCGCUCAUCAAAAAAGUUAACUAAACAAUAAAUGAUCUGUGAAUUAAAGAAAAAAAGCAUGGUUCUACCAUCCAGAAUAAAAAAGUCGUUUUGGAACAAUUGCAAGUUGUGCUGGAAAUAGUAAUUUUAAUGAACAGCGCAGAGGGAUCAUAUAUCAUCAAUUAGUUCAUCACCAGCGGAUUCAUGGUCAUUAUUUGCGUCUCGAAGUGUUGUCAAUUUACACAAUGACGAAGAUACAAAUGAAAUGAAUGUUACGAAAAUUGCACCGCGUACGUACACUUUAUAUAAUUGUAUAAAUAGUAAGGCUCGUGGUGGAACAGGUAAUGCUAGUAUUAAUAUAACAGAAUAUGUAACGCCGAGUCUCCACAAGGCUAUUUGUGAAGGUCGUGACGUCCCACUGUACCAUCUUUUAAUGCCAGCGAAAACAGCAACAGCACAGUAUCGUGAUGAUCAUAAAGAUGUUAGUUCUUUGACGUUUAAACAAUUUUGA
Didymodactylos carnosus is the source of this 632-nucleotide messenger RNA. The record is from the annotation of a GenBank genome assembly. NCBI's taxonomy places the organism in Eukaryota, Metazoa, Rotifera, Eurotatoria, Philodinida, Philodinidae.